Eimeria necatrix is the source of this 2438-nucleotide messenger RNA. RefSeq lists its product as hypothetical. Lineage: Eukaryota; Apicomplexa; Conoidasida; Eucoccidiorida; Eimeriidae. The record is from RefSeq and is a predicted model, not a curated record. The transcript has 4 exons. The annotation marks the transcript as partial.
GGGGGGGCGGCUGUGAGAGGCCGGCGGGGGAGGCAGCAGCAGCAGCAGCAGCAGCAGCAGCAGCAGCAGCAGCAGCGGCGGCAGAGCAGCAACAGCAGCAGCAACCGCAGCAGCGGGCGCGCAGCCAGCAGCGGGCUCUGAACAAGACAGAAGGCGGCGGCCGAAAGAAAGAGCCUGCUUCUGCUGCUGCGGCUCUAACGCAGCAGCACAGCAGCAAACCGCAGCAGCAGCAGCAGCAGCACACUGCAGCAGCAGCAGCAGCAAGAGUCUACGCGCAGCAGCAACUGCACAGAAGCAGCAGCAGUUUGACUGCAGCAGCAGCAGCAGCAGCAGCAGCAACAGCUGCUGCUGCUGCCGGCUCAUGCUCGCGCUUGAGCAGCUCUCUUACCUCUCUCAGGUGCAGUAGGGAAAUCGAAAAGGUGACAGCAGCAGCAGCAGCAGCAGAAGCAGCAGCUGCAGCAGCAAAAAGAGCAGCAGCAGCAGGAGCGGCGCCUGGUCUUCGUGGCACUCACCGCUGCAGCAGCAGCAGCAGCAGCAGCAGCAGCUCACAGUGUACGCAUGCACAAGCGGCUGCAAUAGGCUCUGAGCUGCGGCACACAAUGGAGCGUUUGCUGCUGCUGAAAGGGAAGCAGCAGCAGCAGCAGCAGCAGCAGCAGCAGCAAUUGCAGCAAGAGCAGCAGCAGCAGCAGAUACCACCCGGAGAGCUUGAGUCUCUGUGGCUGUCUUGUAUUCGCCUGCUGCAGAUGCUGCUGCUGCGGCAACGCGAGCUGCUGCUGCAGCAGCGAAGCAGCAGACAGGUGCAGCAGCAGCAGCAGCAGCAGCAGCAGCAGCAGCAGGUGGUUAUAUGUGGGGAGGAUUUGUGCGCGAUGCUGCGGCUUAUCGUGAAAAGCGGGACCACUGGUCUCCCCUUGGGCUUUUUAAAUGCAGCAAGAGCAGGCCUUGCUGCUGUUGCUGCUGCUGCUGCUGCUGCUGCUGCUGCUGCUGCUGCUGCUGCUGAGGCGGGGCCAGUUGCUGCUGGCUGCUGCAGCGCAGCAGACCUCGUAAGGGGCUGCCGCGCGCUGCAGUCGUUGGGGGCUCUUAACGGCCGGCAGCUGCAGCAAAUUCUGCAGCUGCUGCUGCCGCAGCAGCAGCAGCAGCAGCAGCAGCAGCAGGCUGCAGCAGCGUUUGUGCUGCAGCUGCGAGCAGCAGACGCAGUGGCGCUGCUGGUGCUGCUGGCCAAAUCAGGGCUGCGUCAUGAGCCGCUGCUGCUGUCUGCGUGUGACUGGCUGCUGCAGUGCAGCAGCAGCAGCAGCAGCAGCGGCAGCAGCAGCAGCAGCAGCAGCAGCAGCAGCAGCAGCAGGUUGUAUCCUAAACACCUCGCGGCCUGCUGCUGGGCGCUUUCCAAGCUAUCAAUUUCUCAUCCGCUUCUCGACCACCUCCUCAGCAACGCUAUACCAAAGUGCCUGCAGCAGCAGCAGCAGCAGCAGCAACUGCAGCAGCAGCAGCAGCAGCAGCAACUGCAGCAGCAGCAGCAGCAGCAGCAGCAGCAGCAACUGCAGCAGCAGCAGCAGCAGCAGCUGGGCCUCAGAGAGUGCGCGAACAUUUGCUACGCGCUCUGCGCCUCUUGUGUUGCUGAGACUCCUCUGUCGCAGCAGCAGCUGCAGCAGCGCAGCAGUUUGCUGCAGCAGCUGCUGCAGCACCUGAAGCAGCAGCAGCUGUUCGAGUCCCUGCAGCAGCAGCAGCAGCUGAUGCUGCUGCAGCGCGACGCCCUCAGACAGCUGCAGAUUGUACAUCUCUUCUUGACUGCCCCGCAGCAGCAGGAGCAGCAGCAGCAGCAGCAGCAGCAGCAGCAAACCAGCGACAGCAGCAGCAGCAGCGCGGGGCGCUGCGUCCUCGAGAAGUUCGCAGCGGAGGCUGCAGCGCAGCAGCUGCCGCAGCAGCAGCAGCUGCCGCAGCGGCAGCAGCUGCAGCAGAAGCUCACCGUAGCAGCAGAAACUGCUGCUUGGCUGGGUGCUGCUGUUGCUGCGCUGCAGCUGCCGCAUGCAGUGAGGGUUUCAAAGGCGCAGCAGCGGGCGGUGCAGCGGCUUCUGCGAGCUGACAGCAGCAGCAGCAGCAGCAGCAGCAGCUGCAGCAGCAGCAGCAGCAGCAGCAACGGCGGCAGAGGCAGCAGCACAGCCGCAAGCUUGUGCGCUGCUUCUGCAGACACGGCAGCAGAAGCCACGGCAGCCCCACCAGCGACGGCAGCAGCAGCAGCAGCAGCAACAGCAGCAGCAGCAGCAACAGCAGCAGCAGCAGCAGCAGCAGCAGUGCAGCUGUGCGGCAGCAAAGCGCAGCUGGAGUUUGCUCAGCAGCAGUGCAGGCAGGCGCAGCUAGAGAAGCUGCUGCCGCUGCUGCAGCAAACCCUUGCGGCGAGGCAGCAGCAGCAGCAGCAACAGCAGCAGCAGCAGCAGCAACAGUAG